Molecule: messenger RNA, 446 nt
Organism: Hibiscus syriacus
Lineage: Eukaryota; Viridiplantae; Streptophyta; Magnoliopsida; Malvales; Malvaceae
Product: S-protein homolog 24-like
Exons: 1
Coding region: 14-445 (143 amino acids)
Source: RefSeq, a predicted model, not a curated record
UAUUUUGACCACCAUGAAGAAUUCCACUCGUUUUCUGCUAAUGCUUUUCGUUGCUUGUGCCAUCAUCUUCAUGUCAGUGUAUUAUACAGCAGGACAGUUUUUGGGCACUGAGUAUGAGGUUCGAGUGAUCAACGGCUUCUCCAACAACUCAUCGCUGCCAUUGGUGAUCUGGUGCGUGUCACAGCAGGAUGGGGACAUGGGUGGCCGUGCCCUACAGGAAGGCGACGAUUACGGGUGGCGAGUUAAGACCAAUAUAUGGGGCGAUUUUGGCUACUUGUGUACGUUGAAAUGGGAUGGGAAGAGGAGGAGUUUCGAGGCGUUUAGGGUUGGGAGAGACAGUCGAAGGUGUGGUCCUCUUAACAAGUGUUCUUGGUUGGUUAAAGAGGAUGGCUUCUACUUCAGCAGUGAUGAAGUUAACUGGAAGAAACACUUUUCCUGGUGUUGAG